GCGUCGCUUAUAUUCAUUUUGUUGUGAAAUUGGCGGACUUGAAAUCAGUUAAAAAUAAACAGGUAUAAAAUGAGCACAUGGGAUCCUGACUGCGAUGUUGAGUUGACUGAUUCUGAGGAUGACAUCGCAAUGAAACGCGACUUUCAUGGUCGCGAAGCGAUUCUUUUUGUUGUAGACGCCAAUCUGCAGAGUGAUCGGCUGAUGGAGGCACUUAAGUUAAUACGGGGAGCCUUUAUAUCGGGCAUGCUGGUGAACGACAAGGAUCUGAUGGGUCUCCUGUUUGCCAACACAAAGAACAGCCCUCCUCCCCAUGAGAUCCAAUGUCUGGACAAUAUUGUAGUGCCGGCAAACUGCGCCGUAUUCCUCCCGCUGCGACAGCUGACCAAGGACAUCGUAGAGCACUACUUGGAGUUUAUGGCCACGGCGGAGGAGAUGUUUGCCAGCGACUAUGGCGUGGCCGAGCCCGAUGGACGUGGCAGCUUUGCGUAUAUGAUUCGUCUGUGCAUUGAGCUGUUGGAGAAGUGUGGCAAGAAGCUAAACAAUGCCAAGAUUGUGUACCUGACGGACGUGGAAGAGCCGCAUCCACAGUCCAGCAAAGAGUUCCAAGCGGCGCUGCAAAAGGCCAGCGAUCUGGAAGGCAAGGAAUUUGAGUUCCAAGUCAUUCCCAUGGUGGAUGACUUUGACUACGAGCCCUUCUACAAGGAGUUCAUAACGCUGUCCAGAGCUAUUGAAAUUGAUGCAUUUCGUGUGCCGGACGCGCAGCUGCAGCGGGAUAUUCUGGAGGAUCGCAAACUAAGGCAGGACUUUCUGCGCCGUUGCCUGGGACAUUUCACUGUCUCGCUGGGCCCCAAUCUCACCAUGUCCGCGCAGUUCUACAAUUACUUUCAGCGUCGCACCUAUCCGCACAAAGUCCACAUACUGCGGCGGGACAACAGCGUGGUGCGCAAGAAGCGUAUGAUAAUGGUGCGCAAAGAGGACGGGGAGACGCAGCAGAUAACCCAUGAGUAUCAGAUUAAGAUGACGGGAGGAUGGUACGAGUGCAAGGUGGGUGAUCAGACGCUGCGGGUUACCACCGAUCAGUUGAAUCGCGUACGCAAUUUGCAUCCACCUGGCAUGAUGCUCCUGGGAUUCAAGCAUCGUUCCGCGCUGCCUGACAACAUUUAUAGCAAGCCGUGCAGUUUCAUGUAUCCAGAUGAUCAGAAUAUCAUUGGCUCGAAGCGUCUGUUCCGUGCGCUGUGGCAGCGCUGCCUGGAGCGUGAGAAGAUCGCCAUUUGCCUGUUCAUGUGCAAGCGCAAGUCCGUGCCACGUUAUGUGGCACUGGUGCCAGUGGAAGGUGCUCAACCAGACGACAAGAACUAUCGCUCUCUGUUAUCCGGCGAUGGCUUCAAGAUUGUCUACUUGCCGGAAGCCAGGGACAUUCGUCAUAUUGACUUGUGCGACUGGAACAAUAUUGAAAACACGUCCAAGGACGAGGGCGUCGAACUGUUUCAGAAGGUCAUCAAGAAACUAACUGUCGACUAUCAGCCAAAUCUGAUCAAUGAUCCUAAUCUUGAGGUGCUGCAAUCAAAUUUACUGGCACUCGCACUAAACAUAAAAUCCGACCAGGAGGAUCUCAGCCAGCUGCCAGAUCCUGCGGUGCAGGACAAACGCAUUGAACAGUUUAUCCCAACCUAUGAAAGCAUCUUUGGAGAUGAAGUGGAACCGGCUAAGAAGCGUGUUGCCAAAUCAACAGCUGAAGGCGCCAGCGCACCAAAAGUGCCUAAAAUCGAUGAGGAUCAGAUGAAGUCCUAUGACUUUGUGGAGCAAUUGAUCAAGGAUAACCGCCUCAACAUCUGUACUGUCGUGCAGCUCCGAUUCAUAUUGGAUGAACAUUUCGGUGAGAAGCCAGCUAAGUCUGUUACCAAAGCUGGGCUCAUUGAACGCAUCACAACGUUGAGCGAUGAAUCUAUUUAGGGGAAAAUUGUUAAAUAAUUCAAGUAUUAUUACUACAAUAAGAAACAAGUCUAUUCAUUGUUGAAAAGCCAAUAACCUGUGUUAAAAGUUCUAAAGAUAAUAAAAUGAGCCCGUGAUAUCUGUUUU
Molecule: messenger RNA, 2079 nt
Organism: Drosophila innubila
Lineage: Eukaryota; Metazoa; Arthropoda; Insecta; Diptera; Drosophilidae
Gene: Irbp
Product: ATP-dependent DNA helicase 2 subunit 1
Exons: 3
Coding region: 70-1953 (627 amino acids)
Biological process (GO): cellular response to X-ray; telomere maintenance; double-strand break repair via nonhomologous end joining
Cellular component (GO): Ku70:Ku80 complex; nucleus
Molecular function (GO): telomeric repeat DNA binding; DNA helicase activity; double-stranded DNA binding
Source: RefSeq, a predicted model, not a curated record